GAUAAAAGGCUUAGAUGUAUAUUUCAGCAUCACUGUACGCUGGUGAAUGUGAUUAUAGGAGAGACCUCUUAUGGUUCCUAAUGCAGUGAUAUUUCAUCUUAGAUCAAGUCUGCAGGUGCCAGGUGAAAAUGGGCUUCCUGAUGUCAUUGUGUGUAGCGCUGCUCCUGAUGAAUGAUGAAGUCAGAAGCCUUAAUCCUUCAACAACUUCAACUACAACAACAGAAUCUGCUACAUCUUUGCCCAUCACAACUACUGCUUCCGUGGACAAUCUCAGUUAUGAUCCCUGUUAUAAUUAUACAUCAUUGGAUCGUCCGUGGAGGGCCACAAAUGAGAGUGGAUUGUACAUUUGUGAUGAAAGUUUUUACUGGGAUGGCUGGUACAGACUUUACUAUAAUGGGAUGAACAUCCGUAUGUCAGAGAGCUGUGUUAGUUCAUACAGCUGUAACACUUACGCAAGUCUGUGGCUCAGUGGCAGUCACCCUCAGGUUGAAGAUGGAGUGGUUACCCUUCAGUUGUUGGCGAGUGCUUGGGGUUACUGUAGUUAUAAUCUCCAGUCAAUUCAAGUCAAAGCCUGCCCAGGAGGUUACUACGUCUAUGAAUUGGUCAAUCCACAGUUUUGGUGUUCAGCUUACUGCACAGAUAUCAACACUCUGACCGAGGCAGAUCCCUCUACAAAUCCAGAUACGAUUAAUGAAUACAGCACAACUCUGCCUUCCACCAUCACCAGUUAUGACCCGUGCUAUAACUACAAAACCCUUGACAAUGAAUGGAGAAACACACGCACUUACUUGGGUGUACAAUAUGAUGACACCAUGACCGAAUGGGACGGCUGGUAUCGACUCUUUAUUAAUGGCGUAAAUGCUGAGAUUCCUGAGUGGUGUCUGAAUGAUAUGACGUGUGGAGGUUACAGUCCUCUAUGGCUCAAUGACUCUCAUCCACGUCUAGAAGAUGGAGUUGUUACUCUUGAAGUCUACAGCAGCUCUAGAUACGGACAGUGCAUUUCAUACAGAUCCAACUCAAUUGAAGUCAAAGCUUGUCCUGAUAAUUAUUAUGUCUAUAAACUCACCAGACCAAGUGUGACAAUCCCAGCCCCUGUAUAUUGUGCAGUUGCUUUCUCCAGUUCGAGUGUCGACCCCUGUGACAGCUACACUAGUCUGGAUGAUUCUUGGAGAUCCACCAGCAAUUAUAAUUACUAUUAUUACUAUGGUGCUGUGUGUGACUAUAACAUAAACUGGAACGGCUGGUAUAGACUUUACUAUCAAGGACAAGAUGCUCAGAUGCCUGAGUCAUGUGUAAACUAUGGCUCGUGUGGUACUUCUCAACCACUGUGGCUCAAUGGUCGUCACCCACAGCUGGAAGAUGGAGUGGUCACCCGGAAGAUCUGUGGCUCUACUGGGAAUGACUGCUGUGGUUACACAUCCCAUCCCAUACGAGUAAAAGCUUGUCCAGGGAAUUACUAUGUCUAUGAAUUUGUCAGUCCAACAGCCUGUUCUGCGUACUGCACAGAGGUCAGAGACCUUAACCCCUCAACAACUCCAUCAACAACAACAGAAUCCACUACACCUGUGUCUAUCACUGCUUCCGUGGACAAUCUCAGUUAUGAUCCCUGUUAUAAUUAUACAUCAUUGGAUCGUCCGUGGAGGGCCACAAAUGAAAGUGGAUUGUACAUUUGUGAUGAAAGUUUUUACUGGGAUGGCUGGUACAGACUUUACUACAAUGGGAUGAACAUCCGUAUGUCAGAGAGCUGUGUUAGUUCAUACAGCUGUAACACUUACGCAAGUCUGUGGCUCAGUGGCAGUCACCCUCAGAUUGAAGAUGGAGUGGUUACCCUUCAGUUGUUGGCGAGUGCUUGGGGUUACUGUAGUUAUAAUCUCCAGUCAAUUCAAGUCAAAGCCUGCCCAGGAGGUUACUACGUCUAUGAAUUGGUCAACCCACAGUUUUGGUGUUCAGCUUACUGCACAGAUAUCAACACUUUAACUGUAGCAGAUCCCUCUACAAAUCCAGAUAUGGUUAAUGAAUACAGCACAACUCUGCCUUCCACCAUCACCAGUUAUGACCCGUGCUAUAACUACAAAACGCUUGACAAUGAAUGGAGAAACACACGCACUUACUUGGGUGUACAAUAUGAUGACACCAUGACUGAAUGGGACGGCUGGUAUCGAUUCUUUAUUAAUGGCAUGAAUGCUGAGAUUCCUGAGUGGUGUCUGAAUGAUAUGACAUGUGGAGGUUACAGUCCUCUGUGGCUCAAUGACUCUCAUCCACGUCUAGAAGAUGGAGUUGUUACUCUUGAAGUCUACAGCAGCUCUAGAUACGGACAGUGCAUUUCAUACAGAUCCAACUCAAUUGAAGUCAAAGCUUGUCCUGAUAAUUAUUAUGUCUAUAAACUCACCAGACCAAGUGUGACAAUCCCAGCCCCUGUAUAUUGUGCAGUUGCUUUCUCCAGUUCGAGUGUCGACCCCUGUGACAGCUACACUAGUCUGGAUGAUUCUUGGAGAUCCACCAGCAAUUAUAAUUACUAUUAUUACUAUGGUGCUGUGUGUGACUAUAACAUGAACUGGAACGGCUGGUAUAGACUUUACUAUCAAGGACAAGAUGCUCAGAUGCCUGAGUCAUGUGUAAACUAUGGCUCGUGUGGUACUUCUCAACCACUGUGGCUCAAUGGUCGUCACCCACAGCUGGAAGAUGGAGUGGUCACCCGGAAGAUCUGUGGCUCUAAUGGGAAUGACUGCUGUGGUUACACAUCCCAUCCCAUACGAGUAAAAGCUUGUCCAUGGAAUUACUAUGUCUAUGAAUUUGUCAGUCCAAUAGCCUGUUCUGCGUACUGCACAGAGGUCAGAGACCUUAACCCCUCAACAACUCCAUCAACAACAACAGAAUCCACUACACCUGUGUCUAUCACUGCUUCUUUGGACAAUCUCAGUUAUGAUCCCUGUUAUAAUUAUACAUCAUUGGAUCGUCCGUGGAGGGCCACAAAUGAAAGUGGAUUGUACAUUUGUGAUGAAAGUUUUUACUGGGAUGGCUGGUACAGACUUUACUACAAUGGGAUGAACAUCCGUAUGUCAGAGAGCUGUGUUAGUUCAUACAGCUGUAACACUUACGCAAGUCUGUGGCUCAGUGGCAGUCACCCUCAGAUUGAAGAUGGAGUGGUUACCCUUCAGUUGUUGGCGAGUGCUUGGGGUUACUGUAGUUAUAAUCUCCAGUCAAUUCAAGUCAAAGCCUGCCCAGGAGGUUACUACGUCUAUGAAUUGGUCAACCCACAGUUUUGGUGUUCAGCUUACUGCACAGAUAUCAACACUUUAACUGUAGCAGAUCCCUCUACAAAUCCCGAUAUGGUUAAUGAAUACAGCACAACUCUGCCUUCCACCAUCACCAGUUAUGACCCGUGCUAUAACUACAAAACGCUUGACAAUGAAUGGAGAAACACACGCACUUACUUGGGUGUACAAUAUGAUGACACCAUGACUGAAUGGGACGGCUGGUAUCGAUUCUUUAUUAAUGGCAUGAAUGCUGAGAUUCCUGAGUGGUGUCUGAAUGAUAUGACGUGUGGAGGUUACAGUCCUCUGUGGCUCAAUGGCUCUCAUCCACGUCUAGAAGAUGGAGUUGUUACUCUUGAAGUCUACAGCAGCUCUAGAUACGGACAGUGCAGUUCAUACAGAUCCAACUCAAUUGAAGUCAAAGCUUGUCCUGAUAAUUAUUAUGUCUAUAAACUCACCAGGCCAAGUGUGACAAUCCCAGCCCCUGUAUAUUGUGCAGUUGCUUUCUCCAGUUCGAGUGUCGACCCAUGUGACAGCUACACUGGUCUGAAUGAUUCUUGGAGAUCCACCAGCAAUUAUAAUUACUAUUAUUACUAUGGUGCUGUGUGUGACUAUAACAUGAACUGGAACGGCUGGUAUAGACUUUACUAUCAAGGACAAGAUGCUCAGAUGCCUGAGUCAUGUGUAAAUUAUGGCUCGUGUGGUACUUCUCAACCACUGUGGCUCAAUGGUCGUCACCCACAGCUGGAAGAUGGAGUGGUCACCCGGAAGAUCUGUGGCUCUAAUGGGAAUGACUGCUGUGGUUACACAUCCCAUCCCAUACGAGUAAAAGCUUGUCCAGGGAAUUACUAUGUCUAUGAAUUUGUCAGUCCAAUAGCCUGUUCUGCGUACUGCACAGAGGUCAGAGACCUUAACCCCUCAACAACUCCAUCAACAACAACAGAAUCCACUACACCUGUGUCUAUCACUGCUUCUUUGGACAAUCUCAGUUAUGAUCCCUGUUAUAAUUAUACAUCAUUGGAUCGUCCGUGGAGGGCCACAAAUGAAAGUGGAUUGUACAUUUGUGAUGAAAGUUUUUACUGGGAUGGCUGGUACAGACUUUACUACAAUGGGAUGAACAUCCGUAUGUCAGAGAGCUGUGUUAGUUCAUACAGCUGUAACGCUUAUGCAAGUCUGUGGCUCAGUGGCAGUCACCCUCAGGUUGAAGAUGGAGUGGUUACCCUUCAGUUGUUGGCAAGUGCUUGGGGUUACUGUAGUUAUAAUCUCCAGUCAAUUCAAGUCAAAGCCUGCCCAGGAGGUUACUACGUCUAUGAAUUGGUCAACCCACAGUUUUGGUGUUCAGCUUACUGCACAGAUAUCAACACUUUAACUGUAGCAGAUCCCUCUACAAAUCCAGAUAUGGUUAAUGAAUACAGCACAACUCUGCCAUCCACCAUCACCAGUUAUGACCCGUGCUAUAACUACAAAACGCUUAACAAUGAAUGGAGAAACACACGCACUUACUUGGGUGUACAAUAUGAUGACACCAUGACUGAAUGGGACGGCUGGUAUCGAUUCUUUAUUAAUGGCAUGAAUGCUGAGAUUCCUGAGUGGUGUCUGAAUGAUAUGACGUGUGGAGGUUACAGUCCUCUGUGGCUCAAUGGCUCUCAUCCACGUCUAGAAGAUGGAGUUGUUACUCUUGAAGUCUACAGCAGCUCUAGAUACGGACAGUGCAGUUCAUACAGAUCCAACUCAAUUGAAGUCAAAGCUUGUCCUGAUAAUUAUUAUGUCUAUAAACUCACCAGGCCAAGUGUGACAAUCCCAGCCCCUGUAUAUUGUGCAGUUGCUUUUACCAGUCUGAGUAUCGACCCAUGCGACAGCUACACCAGUCUGGAUGAUUCUUGGAGAUCCACCAGCCAAAAUUAUUACUAUUACUCUUAUUACUAUGGUGGUAUGUGUGACUAUAACAUGAACUGGAACGGUUGGUAUAGACUUUACUAUCAAGGACAGGAUGCUCAGAUGCCUGAGUCAUGUGUAAACUAUGGCUUGUGUGGUACUUCUCAACCACUGUGGCUCAAUGGUCGUCACCCACAGCUGGAAGAUGGAGUGGUCACCCGGAAGAUCUGUGGCUCUACUGGGAAUGACUGCUGUGGUUACACAUCCCAUCCAAUACGAGUAAAAGCUUGUCCAGGGAAUUACUAUGUCUAUGAAUUUGUCAGUCCAACAGCCUGUUCUGCGUACUGCACAGAGGUCAGAGAGCUUAACCCCUCAACAACUCCAUCAACAACAACAAAAUCUACUACACCUGUGCCCAUUACUGCUUCUUUGGACAAUCUCAGUUAUGAUCCCUGUUAUAAUUAUACAUCAUUGGAUCGUCCGUGGAGGGCCACAAAUGAAAGUGGAUUGUACAUUUGUGAUGAAAGCUUUUACUGGGAUGGCUGGUACAGACUUUACUACAAUGGGAUGAACAUCCGUAUGUCAGAGAGCUGUGUUAGUUCAUACAGCUGUAACGCUUAUGCUAGUCUGUGGCUCAGUAGCGGGCACCCUCAGAUUGAAGAUGGAGUGGUUACCAGGCAAUUGUUGACAAAUGCCUGGGGUUACUGCGGUUAUUAUUAUUAUUAUCUCCAGUCAAUUCAAGUCAAAGCCUGCCCAGGAGGUUACUACGUCUAUGAAUUGAUCAACCCACAGUUUUGGUGUUCAGCUUACUGCACAGAUAUCAACACCUUAACUGUAGCAGAUCCCUCUACAAAUCCAGAAAUGGUUAAUGAAUACAGCACAUCCCUGCCUUCCACCAUCACCAUUUAUGACCCGUGCUAUAACUACAAAACCCUUGACAAUGAAUGGAGAAACACGCGCACUUACUGGGGUGUACAAUAUGAUGACACCAUGACCGAAUGGGACGGCUGGUAUCGACUCUUUAUUAAUGGCGUGAAUGCUGAGAUUCCUGAGUGGUGUCUGAAUGAUAUGACGUGUGGAGGUUACAGUCCUCUCUGGCUCAAUGGCUCUCAUCCACGUCUAGAAGAUGGAGUUGUUACUCUUGAAGUCUACAGCAGCUCUAGAUAUGGACAGUGCAGUUCAUACAGAUCCAACUCAAUUGAAGUCAAAGCUUGUCCUGAUAAUUAUUAUGUCUAUAAACUCACCAGGCCAAGUGUGACAAUCCCAGCCCCUAUAUAUUGUGCAGUUGCUUUCACCAGUAUGAGUAUCGACCCAUGUGACAGCUACACCAGUCUGGAUGAUUCUUGGAGAUCCACAAGCCAAAAUUAUUACUAUUAUUACUAUAGUGGUAUGUGUGACUAUAACAUGAUCUGGAACGGCUGGUAUAGACUUUACUAUCAAGGACAGGAUGCUCAGAUGCCUGAGUCGUGUGUAAACUAUGGCUCGUGUGGUACUUCUCAACCACUGUGGCUCAAUGGUCGUCAUCCACAGCUGGAAGAUGGAGUGGUCACCCGAAAGAUCUGUGGCUCUACUGGGAAUGACUGCUGUGGUUACACAUCCCAUCCCAUACGAGUAAAAGCUUGUCCAGGGAAUUACUAUGUCUAUGAGUUUGUCAGUCCAGCAUCCUGCUCUGCGUACUGCACAGAGGUUAGAGACCUAAACCCCUCAACAACUCCAUCAACUACAACAGAAUCCACUACACCUGUGCCUAUCACUGCUUCCGUGGACAAUCUCAGUUAUGAUCCAUGUUAUAAUUAUACAUCACUGGAUCGUCCCUGGAGAGCCACAAAUGAAAGUGGAUUGUACAUUUGUGAUGAGUAUUUCUCCUGGCAUGGCUGGUACCGACUUUACUAUAAUGGGAUGAACAUUCGUAUGUCAGAGGACUGUGUUAGUUCAUACAGCUGUAAUGCUUACGUGAAUCUGUGGCUCAGUGGCGCUCACCCUCAGAUUGAAGAUGGAGUGGUUACCCGCCAGGUUUUUGGGUCGUAUUGGAGGUACUGCUCUUAUUUUAUGCUCUCCAUUCAAGUCAAAGCCUGCUCAGGAGGUUACUUUGUCUAUGAAUUGGUCUCCCCGCAGUCUUGGUGUUCAGGUUACUGCACAGAUAUCAACACUUUGACCGAGGCAGAUCUCUUAACAAAUCCAACUGGAUACAGCACAACUCUGUCUUCCACCAUCACCAAUUAUGACCCGUGCUAUAACUACAAAACCCUUGACAAUGAAUGGAGAAACACACGCACUUACUGGGGCGUACAAUAUGAUGACACCAUGACCGAAUGGGACGGCUGGUAUCGACUCUUUAUUAAUGGCAUGAAUGCUGAGAUUCCUGAGUGGUGUCUGAAUGAUAUGACAUGUGGAGGUUACAGUCCUCUGUGGCUCAAUGACUCUCAUCCACGUCUAGAAGAUGGAGUUGUUACUCUUGAAGUCUACAGCAGCUCUAGAUACGGACAGUGCAGUUCAUACAGAUCCAACUCAAUUGAAGUCAAAGCUUGUCCUGAUAAUUAUUAUGUCUAUAAACUCACCAGGCCAAGUGUGACAAUCCCAGCCCCUGUAUAUUGUGCAGUUGCUUUCACCACUCCGAGAAUCGACCCAUGUGACAGCUACACCAGUCUGGAUGAUUCUUGGAGAUCCACCAGCAAUUAUUAUUAUUAUUAUUAUUACUAUAGUGCUGUGUGUGACUAUAACAUGAACUGGAACGGCUGGUAUAGACUUUACUAUCAAGGACAGGAUGCUCAGAUGCCUGAGUCAUGUGUAAACUAUGGCUCAUGUGGUACUUCUCAACCACUGUGGCUCAAUGGUCGUCACCCACAGCUGGAAGAUGGAGUGGUCACCCGGAAGAUCUGUGGCUCUAAUGGGAAUGACUGCUGUGGUUACACAUCCCAUCCCAUACGAGUAAAAGCUUGUCCAGGGAAUUACUAUGUCUAUGAGUUUGUCAGUCCAACAGCCUGUUCUGCGUACUGCACAGAGGUUAAAGACCUCCACCCCCUAACAACUUUAGCAACUACAAUCACAGAAUCCACUACACCUGUGCCCAUCACUGUUACAUUUACCAGUCUGAGUAUCGACCCAUGUGACAGCUACACCAGUCUGGAUGAUUCUUGGAGAUCCACCAGCAAUUAUAAUUAUUACUAUUACUAUUAUUACUAUAGUGGUAUGUGUGACUAUAACAUAAACUGGAACGGCUGGUAUAGACUUUACUAUCAAGGACAAGAUGCUCAGAUGCCUGAGUCAUGUGUAAAUUAUGGCUACUGUGGUACUUCUCAACCAAUGUGGCUCAAUGGUCGUCACCCACAGCUGGAAGAUGGAGUGGUCACCCGGCAGGUCUGUAGCUCUUCUUGGAAUGACUGCUGUGGUUACACAUCCCAUCCCAUACGAGUAAAAGCUUGUCCAGGGAAUUACUAUGUCUAUGAGUUUGUCAGUCCAUCGUCGUGCUCUGCAUACUGCACAGAGGUUAGAGACCUAAACCCCCCAACAACUUUAUCAACUACAACGACAGAAUCCACUACACCUGUGCCUAUUACUGUUACUUUCACCAGUCUGAGUAUCGACCCAUGUGACAGCUACACCAGUCUGGAUGAUUCUUGGAGAUCCACCAGCAAUUAUAAUUAUUACUAUUAUUACUAUGGUGGUAUGUGUGACUAUAACAUAAACUGGAACGGCUGGUAUAGACUUUACUAUCAAGGACAAGAUGCUCAGAUGCCUGAGUCGUGUGUAAAUUAUGGCUACUGUGGCACUUCUCAACCAAUGUGGCUCAAUGGUCGUCACCCGCAGCUGGAAGAUGGAGUGGUCACCCGACAGGUCUGUAGCUCUUCUUGGAAUGACUGCUGUGGUUACACAUCCCAUCCCAUACGAGUAAAAGCUUGUCCAGGGAACUACUAUGUCUAUGAGUUUGUCAGUCCAACGUCCUGUUCUGCAUACUGCACAGAAGUUAGACAGUUGAGCCCCACAACAGCUUCAACAACAACAGAAGAGUCCACAACAUCUUUAUCCAUCACAACCAUCGACCCCUGCACUGAAAUCAACUGCACCGAAGAAGAAUGGUGUGGAGAGAAAGAUGGGAUCUAUGGCUGCUUUUGUAACCAUCCCAGAUCUGACCCUGACUCUUAUGAUUCUUUUGAAAUUUGUGAGAGCAGUUCCGGCUUCCUCUCCUUAUCCCGUUGUCAGCUUUUUGAGGAUGGUUUUAUUGCUGAAAUCCUUCACCUCCGCGAUGCUCGUUGCAAAGGAACAGUCCAGAAUGGCAGAGUGGAGUUCCAUUUUGAUAAGAAUAAUAUGUGUGGUACAAAUCUUAUGGCUAAUGGCACUCAUUUCAUCUAUGAGAAUAUUAUUUUGGGGGAAGUGAAGUCAACUCAACUCAUCAGCAGGAAGAGUCAUCUAAACCUGUCUUUCUCCUGCAUAUAUUCACAAACCCAAACCCUUUCCAUGAACACACAGAUCAACCCUCUGGAGAGCCAUUUGCACAGGACAAUUCCUACAGGUGCAGGCACAUAUAAGGUCAGGAUGGUUCCGUAUCAGGAUCCGGACUUUUCCCAACCCUUUACUGGUAGUGUGAAUAUAGAGGUGGAUGAGCCGAUUUAUGUGGAACUUAAAGUGGAGGGAAUUGAUGAGCAACAGUUUGCAUUACUGAUCGACACAUGUUGGGCAACACCUGUGAAUGACCCACUUUAUAAUGUCCGAUGGGAUCUGCUUGUUGGAGAGUGCCCCAAUCCAAAAGAUGACACAGUUGUUCUGCUGCAGAAUGGUGUCUCUACAUCAAGCCGUUUCUCCUUUAGGAUGUUUACCUUCACUGAAAACUUUGAAAAGGUCUUCUUGCAUUGCUCCAUUCACAUUUGCCUUUUGAUGGGUAAUGACUGCUCAGCGCACUGUGAGUCUGGUUACCAUAGAAGACCCAGGUCUGUGGACUUUCAUGACAGCUCGUCCAUAUCUAUGGGUCCUCUGAUCUGGUCCUAAAACGACUACAGGGAAUUUUUUUACCUUUGGGAAACUAUUUUCACUUAUAUAUAUUCAACUUAAUUAAUUUUGUUUUCAUCUUUACAUAGUUUGUUCAUUAUAUAUCGCUGUUCACUGAUACAUACCAAGUGAAAGUGUCUGGAGCUUUAGUGUUUUUUUGAUUCAUGCCUUUAUCUUUGAUCUCUUGUGGUACAUUUUGGUUUCACAAACAAUAGAAAUCAUUUCAUAAUUGUUAUUGACAUUGUUAAAUUUCUGAUUCAUGAUUACUGUUAUGAAUUUAUAAUAAAGUGAUGUAAAGAGCGUGCUGCAAUAUGUUGUUUUGGUAUUGUUACAUUUGUUGUGUUUAAUAGGGAAUAUAAUACAUGGUUAGUUGAGUUAUUUCAAACAUUAACCAGCAGGUGACACUCUCACCAAAGUCUUAUUGCUUUUUUGAUGUCUUUAUGGCUCUCUUAGGUAUAAGCUCACAAGUAAUAUGCACUGACUACAAUUUUAUCUGUUAUUAAUAUGUGUUGAUCCUUUUGUGGUAAUAUUUUGUAGUCAUUCUCCUAAUGGCCUAUAAGCUUCAGUUUCUACUCCGAACACACCAGUACAACAUGCAUACAAAAUUUUUAAUGCAUCUUUAAUAAAAUAUUUGAAUAAAGAGCAAAGAUUCAGUUGUUUAAAGUUGAAAUGAUUUUUGGCUGCUACUGUAU
This is a messenger RNA of Misgurnus anguillicaudatus (oriental weatherfish), 10804 nucleotides long. NCBI's taxonomy places the organism in Eukaryota, Metazoa, Chordata, Actinopteri, Cypriniformes, Cobitidae. The record is from RefSeq and is a predicted model, not a curated record.